AGUGAAGAUGAUGCUGCGCCUCCGCGAGGACGCCCGUGAUGUGUGCACCGGCGGAGCGGCUGUUGAAUUUCUGAAGAGACAGGAGCCCCAAGGAGAGCGGAGACGGCUCCCGAGACGCGCAGAUUGAAACCGCUUCGCGAGGCUAGUUCCACCACCGAGGAAACAACGCGUUUCGACUGCGCAUCUGUACCCGGACCGAGAGCUGGAGAGCUCGAGGUUUUUUUAACUUCAAGUUUUGUGUUUUGGGUCGACUGACCGGAGACGCUGCCAACCCGGUCAGACCGAUCCUUCGCAGGGGGAAGGUGGGGAGACAUCAGCACCUGUUCAUUACCUGUAAAUAUCGCACAGUGACUUUAUUUCACUUUAUCUGAGCCGCCCCGCGUUCGCUGUUCAGAUGAUACUGUCGCUUAAACGCGCGUCUCCAAAGAAGGACGCACGGAGAUCGCACAGGGGCCGGGAUUAUUUACUCUCAUCCCUCUUGUAUUCAAUGUCGCUCCGCUAUAAAUGACCCUAAAUUACAUUUUUAUGAACUGAAUACCCCCAUCUUUAAGAUAUCAAUUAAUCCACUGAGAAGGGGAGGAGAAAGGAUCAAACUUUGUGCGCAAAAUAAGUUGUUCAGGCUUUUUCUUUUCUUUUGUAACUCUGCAAAGGUUGGUGCGCAGCAGGCACUACUUUUUUUGUGGGUGGCUGGGGCAUCUGUUCUACGAAGUGACGUUCUUUUUUAAAUAGAAAAGCAGUGAUCCGCGUCUUGACGCAUUACCCAGGACUGGUUUGCGUGCUUAAAAUGGACUUGACGGAGCUGCCGCGGAGGAUGCAAGGGAGCUACCGUUUGGCAACGACACAGGGACAAAACUGAGACUCCUGGAAAAAUCUUCUCGGUUCUGGAGAACAGCUGGUCCAUGGAGCUGAGCGGCUGGAACAGCAGCAGCGUGAGCAGCGCCGGAGCCUCCGUGCACAACCAGAGCAUCAUGAAGCUCGCCCCUUACUCCCCCGAAGCCACGGCGGCCUUCGCCACCGCCAUAACCUUGAUGGUCAUCUUCACCAUCGUUGGCAACAUCAUGGUCAUCAUCGCGGUCCUGACCAGCCGGGCUCUCCGGGGACCGCAGAAUCUGUUCCUGGUGUCUCUGGCCGCCGCGGACAUUCUGGUGGCCACGCUCAUCAUCCCCUUUUCCCUGGCCAACGAGCUGCUCGGCUACUGGUACUUCAAAUCCCUGUGGUGCGAGAUCUACCUGGCGCUGGACGUGCUCUUCUGCACCUCCUCCAUCGUGCACCUGUGCGCCAUCUCGCUGGACCGCUACCUAUCGAUUUCCCGGGUGACGUACGGCCGCCAACGGACUCCCAAGCGCAUCAAAGCCGCCAUCGUGGUGGUGUGGCUCAUCUCUGCCACCAUCUCCUUCCCGCCCCUGCUCUCGCUGAACAAAAGCGAGGGAGGGGAGGAGGGCAGCGAGAGGGGGCCCCAGUGCGAGCUGAACGACGAGCGCUGGUACAUCCUCUACUCCACCAUCGGCUCCUUCUUCGCGCCGUGCCUCAUCAUGAUCCUGGUCUACGUGAGAAUCUACCAGAUCGCCAAGCAGAGGACGCGCUGCCCGCCGGGAGAGCCCCGGAAGGACGGGGUGGGCUCCGCCACGCCGAGUCAGCCCCCGCGACGCGUCGAGGCCAACGGGAAGGAGGACGAGGAGAGCACGCCUCCUUCAUCCAACAAGACCUCCAACACCAGACCCCCCACCCUCGCCAUCACCCUUUCCCCUUGCCCAGGAGACACGCAGACCACCCAGUAUCCCACCUCCAAUAACCUCCUGCAACCUCCGUCCCCUUCUCUCGCUAUGACCCCUGUCACGACCUGCCAUGACACCUCUUCCCACGGGUCCUCUAGCCCCCCCUUCCCCGCGCCCCAGCCCGCCCCUGCCAAGACUAACGAGAAGGGGAAGAAGGGCAAGCGGCAGGGGUGGAAGAAAGCUGACAACAACAACGGCGACAGCUCGAGCUCGGAGAGUGACAUGGAGCACAGCCACGGGGGAGGCCGAGGCAGCGCCAGCAUGCCGGGGUCACCGGGUGGGGUCCACUCCCCGGCCUCGGUCAAGCGCUACCGGGACAUGAUCGCCACCUCGAAGGGGGCCCGGCUAGUGCCGGGGUGGAAGUCCAAAAUGGACAACAACCCCGGGGCGGCGAGGCGCAAAGCGAUGGUCAACCGGGAGAAGCGUUUCACGUUCGUCCUGGCGGUGGUCAUCGGCGUCUUCGUGGUGUGCUGGUUCCCGUUCUUCUUCUCUUACUCCCUGCAGGCGGUGUGCCCGGAGACGUGCGCCAUCCCCGGGCCCCUCUUCACGUUUUUCUUCUGGAUCGGCUACUGCAACUCCUCGCUCAACCCGGUCAUAUACACCAUCUUCAACAAAGACUUCAGAAAGGCCUUCAAAAAGAUACUGUGCAGAAGCACCAAGGGUACUUUCUUUUAGUAGACAGCCCCGCUGUUUAGGACACGCACUGACACACACAAACAAAACAUGCAAUUUCAGAGGCAUAUGAAAAAAAACCCGAAAUCAUUUCCAUUUUUCAGAACACUCAAAGGGCUGAACUGAGAGACUCUUUUUUUUUUUUUUUACAAGCCAGUGUGUGCGAAACAGGCAAUUUAAGGCAGCUUGCAGCAGACACACACACGCACAUACAUUUUUACAGGGUGUGUGGGGUGACAACAGGACAUGGGAGUCCAGACACUUCACUGCUCAGCACUUCAGCGUCGCCGAUCAGACUUUGAUUGCAAAGUUUUAUCUCCAGAUCACAUUUGACAACGGAUAAUGCUGGGCGGUGCAGAAAGACAACGCAAGAGAAAACACUGAGAAUGAACUCCUCAAUUAAAAUACAGUUUAAUGUAUGAUAUUUAUGGAGCAAUGGGGGAAGAAAGUACAAAGAAGGAAAAGUGACCUUAGAUCCCUGUGAACCUGGGGACAUUUUUAUUCAUCAAUACAGAGCACAAGGGGUGGGGCGGGGGGCACAAAGUGAGCAGUGAUUUGUCUGCAGUCUUAAUUUGCCAAAGCCGCGUGGCAAACAUGGGGUCCCUCGAUGUUUAUCUCAACAACAAGGUUGCUGACAAUUUCAAAUGUGAUAGCAAAAGAUAAAAGUGAACAGCCGAACUCGUGGGGCUUUCAUGAGGAGGGCGGGCACACGUCAGACAGCUCUGCCUUCGGCGUCGGCCUUCAACGGACACUCAGGUUGUUUGUACUGACACUCUUGGCUUUUUUGGCCUUUCAUGAAAGACACAAUAAGACUUUGGACUUUCAAAGAGAACCACAUUCGCUGUUGUUGUAGAAAGUGAGAUCCUCCUCAUCCUCCUAGCUGGCUAUUCCCUGGUUUUUUAACUUUACCUGGACUACCACACAUGAUUGGACUGGACUCCUUCUAAUGAACUCAGUAUUUGGACAUUUAAGAGACAUUCCAAACUGUUUUAGCCUCUUGAAAGUGCUUCAGAGGUUGUGUCCAACAGGAGGAGCAUCUGCUGAAGACUGAACAAAAAAAAAAAGGCUUCUUAUUCGACAUUGUUUUCCGGAAAUCUGAUGAAGCAGGUUGACAUUUACAUUGCCUGCAUGUAAACGACAGACGAACAAUGCAGUUAUGGAUGUGUAACGUUAGCCCUAAUUACGCCUACACAGGGUUACUGCGAGAGCCAUAUUUGGCUGAGUCACUCUUUACCAACGCCUCUGGCACAUGGCCGCCUGCAGUGGGCCUCCACAUGGUGAACUGGGUUUAUAGCUGAGAAAAUAUGAAUGGUGCAUUUGUUUUUUCUCACCAUGAGACCGAGGCUCUCUGUCAGCUUGUAGUGUCUGUAUAUGUGAACAGCACACAGGCUUAUCGACUCAAUGGGACAAGGGCUGUCAGCAGCGACAAUUCAAUUUACAAAUUGAUACUGCUGACCUGUAUGAGUGUGUGUGUGUGUGUGCGUGUGUAUGUGUGUGUGUGUGCGCGUGUGUGUGAAUGUGUGUGUGUGUGUGUGCGUGCGUGUGCGCGUGUGUGUGCGUGUUGACUUUGGUGUUUUCCUGUAGAGAGUGACAGUGCCUCCUUCCGGCUGCUGGGUGCUACAGAUCUACUGUAACGUUGAUAUAAGAAUGGAGUCCAGAAUUCCUGGUGCAGGCAUCCCUUUGUGAAUGUUUCUACUUGACGGACAGAUCGGCAGUACGGAAAUGUGUCUCUGAACCAAGGGUCUUUUUAGGGAUCGCCAUCAAGGGGACCAAGGAGCCUCACAGGACACCAGACCCGACUCAGUGACACGCGGCUUCUGUGUCCGCUUUAACGAAGCAUCACUUUGUAUUUUAGGGUGUGGCCUGUGACCUGUGACCUGUGACGGGAGGCAAUGUUUGAAAACACUGUAUUAUUUAUUUCAAAAACGAUUUUUGUCUUUUCUGUCCGUUACCUAUUUAUUGUACUGUGCUUUUAUUCUGAAAGUGAAAAAAGAAAAAGUGGAACAGAUAUCAAAGAGCGAGAACACUGUACAGAUUUUUUCAAACCUUGAAUUAGAAAGGAUGGAGCUCUGGCUUUGUGGGGGUUGAGCUGUAUUUGAGCUUGGGGGGGGGGGGGGGGGGGAUGCAUUUGUGUUGAACCAAAGGAACGUGAACUUUGAGUUAUGUGCAACAAUGCAGAGACUACAAUGCUAUGUUUGCCAUUUGGUUUCAUCUAGCAUGGUUAAGAAAAAAAAAGAAAAGGUUCAAUCAGAGACUCAAGCACAUUCGUGGAUGUACAAUCUAUAUAUCGAGCAGAAGUCUCUCCUCGGCGCUGCUGUCGAAACUUUUCCUGAAGAAGUGAUCGAACACGAAAAAGGCCAACAGCGGCCCGUAGCCAGUUUUUCAGUUGGAUGAUUUGCAGGCUUUGUGCGGGACAUUAAGGCUACAAUCCAUCCCACACGGAGAUGCUCGGAGACUCGAAUAACUGACAAAACAAAAUGUCUGAGAGCAAGAGCUCCGCGCACGAAUACAACCGGUUGUUUUUCUCUCAACAGCUACAGCAACGCAACAGAGGCCAUCAAUUCAUGGCCGUUUCCAAUGAAUCUGAGUUGCAACGCUGCUCAAAUCCCCUUCCCUACCAUGGCUUUAUGUGUUGAGAUUGCUGCUUUGUUUAUUAUACUAAGAAUGACUUAUGGCUUACAGGUGAUGGAUGCAGUAAUCCGCCUCUCUAUCACGUCCUCUCGCCUGAAACCGCCUGUAUUGUCUCUUCUCCAAUACUGUGUUUGGACCAAACUGCACGGUCUGAGCUUUGCAAUCUCCUGCCCCCCCCCCCAUCUGUCAUCAAACCCUCUCCAGUUCAGAAAAAAAUAAAGCAACUUGAAAACGCAUGAGUCAUUUCACCGGGCU
Molecule: messenger RNA, 5333 nt
Organism: Anarrhichthys ocellatus (wolf-eel)
Lineage: Eukaryota; Metazoa; Chordata; Actinopteri; Perciformes; Anarhichadidae
Gene: adra2b
Product: adrenoceptor alpha 2B
Exons: 2
Coding region: 900-2450 (516 amino acids)
Biological process (GO): regulation of smooth muscle contraction; regulation of vasoconstriction; G protein-coupled receptor signaling pathway
Cellular component (GO): plasma membrane
Molecular function (GO): alpha2-adrenergic receptor activity; epinephrine binding
Source: RefSeq, a predicted model, not a curated record